UUCAUCUGAAACCCUAGACGCUAGAGUUGCCACCAAUUAUUCCCAGGCCUUGUGAUAGUUGGAAAACAUCCAUCGCUAGAAGUAGCUCGCUCAUUGUACCUGGUAACACUUUCAAAGCGAAACCUUUUUUGACAACCAGCCAGCAGCUAAGCAGCAAAAAGUCGCAGAAUGCCUGUUAACAAUAUCUCGGGAAUUAAGCUCUCCAGUGGACCGACGCAUCUCAGAAGUAGGAUCCUUGUGCGAAACCUACCGACUUGCACCCGCCACGAGCUAGCUAGGCUCUGCAUACCAUUCGGCGAAAUCCUUGGCUCGCUGGUCCUCGGAAACCACGGGUUUAUCCAGUUUGCAAGGGAGAGCGACGCCAAGACCGCCAUACAGAUCCUUGACCAAUCCAUCUUCAAAUCGAAGCUUAUUCUAGUCUCGAGUGCCAGCUUCCGUUCCCUCAGGGAAAAUAACAUCACCUUUGGCCCCGCUGGAGGAGCAUGAUCGAGUGGCCUGAUGAUGACGUUGUCGUCGUGACUCAGCAGUUUCAAAAGCUAUGACGAGGAAGAAGAAGAACAGGGUGACAGUCCGGUAGCAGAAUCACGCAAGAGGAAGACUUAGACGCAGGGCAGGAACGAGAGAGUCGACACACAAGGACAACGACGAGGAUGACAAACAAGCCAACAAACUGACUACAAGAAGAACACACCAACUCUCUACAAAAUGAACACAUCAAUAGGCCAAAUAUUUUCGGCCAAUUCACAUAAUCACAAAAAUUCAAACAAUAAUAAAAAUUCUUAAAACUUUGCCCUCAAGUCGGCCUUUUUGAUUUAAACUUCGCCACUGCCCUCAAAAAUGGCGGGUGAUGGAUUUCUCUUCUGUGCUCCGCGGACCAGAUGCUAUCUUUGCUGAUCUAUAUCGCUGGCGAGGAUUGAAUUGGCCAUCUAAGGCGAUUUGAACCUUCAACCGGAUCUAGAAGCAGAUUCUGGGAGAAUACUCAAACCAAUUCGAAAGCUAUACUUUGCGAUGGCAAUCUCUGUGGACUCGACUAUUUUGCUUCUAAUUCUCUUGGAAAUGUUUCAUCUGAAACCCUAGACGCUAGAGUUGCCACCAAUUAUUCCCAGGCCUUGUGAUAGUUGGAAAACAUCCAUCGCUAGAAGUAGCUCGCUCAUUGUACCUGGUAACACUUUCAAAGCGAAACCUUUUUUGACAACCAGCCAGCAGCUAAGCAGCAAUAAGUCGCAGAAUGCCUGUUAACAAUAUCUCGGGAAUUAAGCUCUCCAGUGGACCGACGCAUCUCAGAAGUAGGAUCCUUGUGCGAAACCUACCGACUUGCACCCGUCACGAGCUAGCUAGGCUCUGCAUACCAUUCGGCGAAAUCCUUGGCUCGCUGGUCCUCGGAAACCACGGGUUUAUCCAGUUUGCAAGGGAAAGCGACGCCAAGACCGCCAUACAGAUCCUUGACCAAUCCAUCUUCAAAUCGAAACUUAUUCUAGUCUCGAGUGCCAGCUUCCGUUCCCUUAGGGCCAGUAAAAUCACCAUUGGCCCCGUUGAAAAGGAGGAGCAUGAUCGAGUGGCCUGAUGAUGACGUUGUCGUCGUGACUCUGCAGUUUCAAAAGCUAUGACGAGGAAGAAGAAGAACAGGGUGACAGUCCGGUAGCAGAAUCAGGCAAGAGGAAGACUUAGACGCAGGACAGGAUCACGAAGAGGAACGAGAGAGUCGACACACAAGGACAACGACGAGGAUGACAAACAAACCAACAAAACUGGGAAAACUCUUCCUCGCUCUACAAGAAGAACACACCAACUCUCUACAAAAUGAACACAUUAAUAGGCCAAAUAGUUUCGGCCAAUUCACAUAAUCACACAAAUUCAAACAAUAAUAAAAAUUCUUAAAACUUU
This is a messenger RNA of Drosophila yakuba, 1884 nucleotides long. RefSeq lists its product as uncharacterized. The record is from RefSeq and is a predicted model, not a curated record. Gene Ontology annotation, molecular function: RNA binding. The transcript has a single exon. Bases 169 to 486 code for a protein of 105 amino acids. Lineage: Eukaryota; Metazoa; Arthropoda; Insecta; Diptera; Drosophilidae.